CUUGUGUGUAAGCGUUUGUGUGUGCGUGUGAAAAAGAGAGAGGGCAUGGUUGUUAUCAUUUCUCUCCUCAGACCUUUGUUGAAAGCCUUGGGAUCGAAGGCAGGAUCGUAAUCAUAACGUAGGGGAAGUAUAAUCAUCUCCCUGUAAUUCAGAGUGCACAAAGAGAGAGAGGGGGAGAGGGAGAUUAAUUAGUCUUAUACUAUAUAUUGAGAAGCUGCAGGGAAAGAAAAGAAAAGGAAUGAAAAAUAAUAAUUAAAGCCAGAGAGAGGUAUGGAGAUGGGUUAUUCGUGCUCUCUUACUUUUCUUUCAAGGCUACUUUAGAUGGAACUUGAAAGAGUAAAGACCAAACUGAGAAAAGUGUCUCUCCAAAAGCAAGAAGGUGUGUGGGUGUCACCUGAACUGUUUCUUCGAAUAGAGUGAGAGAUUCCUGGAGCUAGCGAGCCAUAGAUAGUUAAAUUUUAAUUACUCAUCUUGGGAUUUUCAAGCCUUUUAAAAAAUAAACUGUCAUUAUUAUGGAGUCUGCAAAUCUCCAUCACCAGCAUCAGCUUCAAGACCAGUUUGUUGGGUCUUCUUCUUUAACUACUGCUACCCCAUCUAGCUAUGCAGAAGCUGGAAGCGCCCGUGCUUGGACCCAAACCAUCACUUUGAAUUCUGACAACUCAAAUCCAAGCUAUAAUGGAGUAAUCUUCAACCAAAGACAGAAAAAUGAGAGUCCAAUCUCUUCUCUCAAUAGCACCAUGUUUCAGGACCUAGGCUUUCAUUACUGGAAUAACAAUGCUGGCAACUUCAGUAGCCAUUCAGCUUAUGACCUACAACUUUCAAAAAUCAAAGAAGGGCUCUCAUCAUCAGAUUCAUUUCCCAAAUUUACCGAGAUGUUAAAUAGCCCUUCAAGUACUAUUGAAGAUCCGCAUGUCUCUUCAUCGAGUUACAUUAAAGAUGAGCUAAAGGAUCUGAGUCUUAGUGAGAAGCUCCUUCUCGAGACUAUUUCAUCCGGCUUUCCAAUCAAUGGCCACGAUCAGUUUUCACCCCGGCAGAUUUCCUCUAGUCAUCACAACUGUUCCAGCUUUGGAAGUGCUAUACCCAGCAGACGGAGCUUUAGUCAGAUAUAUCCUAGUAUAAAUAUUUCAAACUUGCAUCAGCCAUCUUCACCGCUGAUCUCAGGUUCCUUCGACAUGAACUUACAGGCCUUGGAUCUCUUAACCUCUACUAGAUUUAGUGGAAGUUUUCCCCAACCAGCUUCUCUUGAUCCUCUAGAUAUGUUCAAUGACAGUCUUUCUUUUGGUCUCGAUAGUAUUCAGCAAUCAAAUCAGAGGCCAUCAUGUAGCCCUAGUAAAAUAUCCUCCACCAAUGAAAUAACAGAGGCUAAAAGGCCCAACAACAGCAUGAUGGAGCCGAAGGCAACCCAAGCAGCUGCACCCAAGAAAUCUAGGCUUGAGUCACGCUCUCCCUGCCCUCCUUUUAAGGUUAGAAAGGAGAAAUUAGGAGAUAGAAUUGCAGCUUUGCAGCAGUUAGUUGCACCCUUUGGCAAGACAGACACAGCAUCUGUGCUGAUGGAGGCUAUCGGAUACAUCAAGUUCCUUCAAAACCAGGUCGAGACAUUGAGUGUUCCAUAUAUGAAGUCAUCCCGCAAGAAGACCAGUAGAAGCAUUCAAGCGGCAUCAAAUUCGGGGGGUGAUCAAGAAUCAAAGAGGGACCUGAGAAGCCGAGGACUCUGCCUGGUGCCACUAUCUUGCAUGUCUUACGUAACGACUGAUGGUGGGGGUGGAGGCAUCUGGCCACCACCUAAUUUUGGUGGAGGGACAUAACCAUGUGGAUUUUAAGCAGUUAUGUUUAACAGUACUUUUGAGCAAAGAUUAAUUCUGAUUUAGCACAUCUUUCUCCAGUUUGUUUAGUGGAGCAAAUUUGGUCAUCCUGCCAAAAGUAAGGAUCUGGGGCGGACCAAAUUUGAUCCAUUAACAAUUCAGGUAACAAAUUCAUAUGUAAUGUUUAAGAAACUAUUGCUUUUAUGAAAAAUCCGAGCACCUUGGCCUCGUUUUAUUCAA
Messenger RNA from Populus nigra (black poplar), 2042 nucleotides. Its product is annotated as transcription factor bHLH110-like. The record is from RefSeq and is a predicted model, not a curated record. Bases 513 to 1805 code for a protein of 430 amino acids. Gene Ontology annotation, molecular function: protein dimerization activity; RNA polymerase II cis-regulatory region sequence-specific DNA binding; DNA-binding transcription factor activity, RNA polymerase II-specific. Lineage: Eukaryota; Viridiplantae; Streptophyta; Magnoliopsida; Malpighiales; Salicaceae. Gene Ontology annotation, biological process: regulation of transcription by RNA polymerase II. Gene Ontology annotation, cellular component: nucleus. The transcript is spliced from 7 exons.